Messenger RNA from Symbiodinium sp. CCMP2592, 986 nucleotides. Lineage: Eukaryota; Dinophyceae; Suessiales; Symbiodiniaceae. The record is from the annotation of a GenBank genome assembly.
AUGUUGCGUCUUGUGUUCGCGUUAUGUGCCGCACGCGCGCUCGCGGAAUACUGUCCACCGCCCUCCGCGGAGACCUGGAUGGAGGAGAUGUGGCCUUGGAUCAAGGAUCGACAAAUCGUGGGUCUCAUGCUGCCCGGAAGCCACAACUCGGGAGCUGUCAAAUCCAUGAGCCAUCGUGGCCACUGUGGUGCGAUUUAUGGCAAGUUCAAGAGUGACAUCAAGGCAGCCGUGGGCCCCUUCCUUGAGUCGCUCGUGACGGACACUAUGCUGCAAACCUAUUAUCAGCCAUGGAAUGUCAACCAGCACUUGGGCAUCUACGACCAACUGACCAAGGAGGGAGUGCGCUUCUUUCACCUGAAGUUCUGCAACUUCGUGAACGAGAACGACAAGAUGGGACCCUUUGACUUGCACCACCUCUACCACUCCCACGGAGGCUACACCUCGAUGAGCCUUGCUUCGAUCUUCGAAGACAUCCUGCGAUUUCUCGACGAGCAUCCCGUCGAGUUCGUGGUGGUGGGACUCAACAACUUCUGGGAGAUUGACAACGCACCUGAGCUUGCGGCAUCCGUCGCCAGACAUCUCAACUCCACGAACGUGUCCUUGGUCAGGACUCAGGAUUGGUCCAACUCUCUGGCGGACCUCGCAGAGGAGAACAGGCGCCUGGUCAUCUUCGUCCCCGAGUCGCAAACUGAGGGCAUUCUCCCUUCUGAACAAUACCUGAUUGAGAAUUGGGACCACGACGAGAUGGGGAGCGACGACUUCGACCGGGUGAAGCGGUAUCUGAUCCAGGAUGCCAAGACCUAUGCGCAGACGCCUCGAGACAAGUUUUACGCCUUCUCAGCCCACCCGUCCAAGAACACGGACAAUCUGACUCCAGACAAAGUCUUUGGUCAGAGCUCCGACCCGAUGGUGGACUUCCAGUUGGGAUGGUUCAACAACAGCAACUACUUCCCAUCGUUCGUGGAAGAGCUGAUGGAGAAUUACAG